GCAGGUGGGUAACAAUAAAGGAGCAAAAAAGGAAAAGAAAAAAAAUAUAAACUGAAAAAAGAAAAGCCCCAAAAUAUGGAGGAUGAAAAAGAAAGCAACCGUCAAGACUCGCCGGCGGCUGGUGGUAGUGGUUCUGGUAGCGGUGGUGAUGAGUUGGAGCUUAUUGUGGCUGAGUCGGAGCUUGGUGGCGGUGGGGGCAGUGGUGUUGGGGGUGGUGGUGGGAGUAGUAGUAAUAAUAAUAAUACAAGAGUGAAAGGGCCGUGGUCACCGGAGGAAGACGCGGUGUUGAGUCGGUUGGUGGCGAAGUUCGGGGCGAGGAAUUGGAGUUUGAUCGCCCGAGGAAUUCCAGGUCGGUCUGGGAAAUCGUGUCGGCUUCGUUGGUGUAACCAGCUUGACCCUUGCCUUAAGCGCAAGCCUUUUACUGAUGAAGAGGAUCGUAUCAUAAUUUCGGCUCAUGCAAUCCAUGGCAACAAAUGGGCUUCGAUAGCAAAGCUCCUUCCAGGUAGAACUGAUAAUGCUAUUAAGAACCAUUGGAACUCUACGUUAAGACGUCGAUGCAUGGAGCUAGGUAGGUUUAAGCCUGGACCAGCUGAUACGAUGGAAGAUGGAAGCUUUGAGAGAACAAAAGCUUCCUCGGAAGAAACACUUUCGGUCGGAGAUGUAAACCACUUCAAACAUCUUGAAGGAAGAGAUAUGGUGAUGGACGAUAGACCGAACUUACAAGAAGACAAACCUCCGAUACAAGAGGAUCAGUUUGCCAUUGAACCGAAAAACCAUCCUGCCGUUUGUCGUCCAGUUGCACGUGUUAGUGCAUUCAGCCGUUAUAACACUCCUAGCAGUUCUAAAACUGAAUCUGGAAUGACAAGUAGAAUCCCGGUGCAAGGGCCUCUGGCUCAAUCAUCCAGGCCAGACUGGGGAGUUGGAAAAAUCCUAGAAGAUCUUCGUUGUGAACCCAUCAUUCCAUUGCGAUGUGGUUUUGGUUGCUGUUCAACUCCUUGUGGGGGUCAUUCCCGUACUUCAUUGUUAGGGCCUGAGUUCGUUGACUAUGAGGAGCCCCAUGUUUUUUCAAGUCACGAACUAAUCUCCAUAGCAACCGAUUUGAACAAUAUCGCAUGGAUAAAAAGUGGUCUCGAGAACAGUUGCGUUAGGAUCCCGAGCAAUGCAACAAGCCAGAGAAUGUCUCAAGGAUCGGAUAUACACACAAAGAGUGACCCUAUGUGUUUCACCGAUGGACAGAGCAAGUUGACCGGAAUGUCAACGGAAGUUCUACCGACACAAACAUGUACAAUGCGAUCUGAAGUCGAGGGUUUGAGCUAAAGAUGAUGAAGAAUCAGUAUAUAUAAAAGAGUGACCAUAUUGCUCUUAAAUUUUUUUUUGACCUAUGGUUUUUUAUAUUGGAGGGUAUAGAAUGAUAUAUUGCUGAGUUGUUUUUAUAUAUAUAUAUUACAGUAUGCAAAACUCCAUAUUUGAUCUCUUCUGAUAAAGAGAUCAUAAAUUUUGGUUUUAGGUGAAGAUAUGUAAAAUAUGUUGCUCAAUAAUUAACCUAAUGUUUGCAUUUUUCUUA
Gossypium raimondii (Peruvian cotton) is the source of this 1564-nucleotide messenger RNA. RefSeq names its product transcription factor MYB1. The coding region runs from base 76 to 1317 and encodes 413 amino acids. The transcript is spliced from 2 exons. Gene Ontology annotation, molecular function: RNA polymerase II cis-regulatory region sequence-specific DNA binding; DNA-binding transcription factor activity, RNA polymerase II-specific. Gene Ontology annotation, biological process: regulation of DNA-templated transcription. The record is from RefSeq and is a predicted model, not a curated record. NCBI's taxonomy places the organism in Eukaryota, Viridiplantae, Streptophyta, Magnoliopsida, Malvales, Malvaceae. Gene Ontology annotation, cellular component: nucleus.